Messenger RNA from Syzygium oleosum, 3092 nucleotides. Its product is annotated as disease resistance protein RPM1-like. NCBI's taxonomy places the organism in Eukaryota, Viridiplantae, Streptophyta, Magnoliopsida, Myrtales, Myrtaceae. Gene Ontology annotation, biological process: defense response to other organism. The record is from RefSeq and is a predicted model, not a curated record. The transcript has a single exon. Gene Ontology annotation, molecular function: ADP binding. The coding region runs from base 135 to 2990 and encodes 951 amino acids.
CAUGAGCUCAAUGCCCAUUUGGAUGUUAAUUCAAAGGAUUCUUUCUUUUGGUCUCAGACGGUGCUAGCAAACUGCUAUACCCUAUUUCCUUCUGGGCCUGAGUUUUGAUCUCUGGAGAUCAGUGAGCUAGAGGAAUGGCAGAAUCCGCAGUGUCCUUUUUGGUUGAGAAGCUUGGUACGUUAGCUGAGAAAGAGGUGAAACUGUUGAAAGGGGUACGUGGAGAAAUUGAACUCAUCAGAGUUGAAUUUGAGAGCAUGAAGGCCUUUCUAGAACGUGCCGAGUUGUCGCAAGAAGAUGACCUUGAGUUGAAGGUGUGGGUGAAACAGGUCAGAGAGGUUGCAUACGAUAUGGAGGAUAUUCUGGAUGAAUUCAUGCUCAACUUGGCAAGAGAUCACGGACGUGGGUUCAUGAGGUACUUUCACAAGAUCAAGUCAUCCAUACAUAACUUGAAAGCACGCCAUCAUAUCUCCUCCAAGAUAGCUGAUAUCAAGUCAAGAGUCAACAAGAUCGCCGAAGUGCAUCAGCGAUACAAUUUCAAGUCAUAUUGCACAGAACAAAGUGCGAGUGCAUCCACCAGAGGCACCUCAUGGCACGAUCUCAGGGAGGAUGCUUUUCUACUCGAGGAAGGUGAACUGGUGGGGAUUGACGAGCCGAGAGAAGAGCUCGUUAAGUGGCUUGUUGACAGAGAACCCGGACUUGAAGUUUUAUCAAUCUUUGGGAUGGGGGGUUUGGGGAAGACCACUUUGGCAAAAAGAGUCUACGACAAUCACCAAGUAAAAGCAUACUUCCAAAGCCAUGCAUGGAUCACUGUCUCACAGUCUUAUGAGAUUGAGGAUAUUUUGAGGGACAUGGUUGAACAACUUCAUGAAGAAAUUAAGCAACCGGUCCCUCAAGGAAUGGAAUCCAUGAAUAGAAUGAGGCUCAUGCAAAUAGUGAAAAACUUUCUACAGCAAAAGAGGUACGUCAUUAUUCUAGAUGAUGUAUGGAACUCGAAAGCACUAGAAGGUAUAAAAAAUGCAAUGCCUAAUAGCAGUUUCUGUAGCCGAAUAAUAAUCACCACCCGCAUGGCUGACGUUGCUACUGUAUUCAACCAAUCAAAAGUUUAUAAACUCAAGCCCCUGUCUGCAGAAGAAUCAUGGUCUUUAUUUUGCAAGAAAGCCUUCCGUGGGAAUCCCUGUCCUCCUUACCUAGAACACCUUUCUCAACAGAUUUUGAAAAAAUGUGAAGGUUUGCCACUUGCCAUAGUGGCAAUUGGCGGUCUUCUCUUCGCAAAAGAUGUUCAAGAAUGGGAGAUGAUUUCUCGCAGCCUUGCUGCAGAACUAGAAAGCAAUGACAAGAUGCACAAUUUCAGGAAAAUUCUCAGCUUGAGCUACAAUGAUUUGCAUUAUAACUUGAAAAGCUGCUUUUUGUACUUGGGAGUAUUUCCAGAGGAUCACGUGAUUGAGUGUAUGAGACUCAUCCGUCUGUGGAUUGCAGAAGGAUUUGUUGAGAAAAGAGAAGGGAUGUCACAAGAGGAGGUUGCUGAAAGAUACCUGAAGGAGCUUAUAAACAGAAGUUUGGUGCAAAUCGCAGAAACAAUUUCACGCGGAAGGCUAAGACGUUGUAGGGUACAUGACCUAAUGCGGGAAACUAUCCUUUCUAAGUUAAGGGAUGAAAACUUUGUUUCGUUCGCAUCUGAGCAGAAAAAAGAAUUGGACGAAAGGGUCCGGCGUUUGUCAGUCCAAAACACCUGCAACAACGCAUUGAACCAGCUAAAUCUCCCUCGCCUACGCUCUCUGCUCAUUUUUGGGUUACGAAAAUUGUCAACCUCAGAUGAGCAAUUCUUCCCAAGUGGCUCUAAGCUGCUCAGGGUGUUAGAUCUGAGAGGUUCAUCCCUUCACAAGUUCCCCCAACAAAUACUAGUUAUGUUCCACUUGAAGUAUCUAAGUUUGAGAGGGACCCACGUGUGCAUCAUUCCUAGGUCAAUUGGGAAACUACAAAAUCUGGAGACUCUGGAUCUUAAACAGACAUUAGUCUCUAAGCUGCCUGUGGAGAUAACCAAGCUCAAGAAAUUACAGUAUCUUCUGGUGUACAGGUAUACAAAAAUGACAAACUUAGGUUUUGUUAAGGGAUUUUCAGCUCCCCGGGGCAUUGGAGUGCUGGCAUCACUGCAAAAAUUGACCUGUGUAAAAGCUGGAGGUGGUCGGAGCAAGAAUACAAUGCAAGAGCUGGGAGAGUUAAGUCAACUAACGAGGCUGGGUGUAAUGGACCUGAAGGGAGAUGAUUCAAAGGAACUAUGCCACUCCCUCGUGAAGAUGACCAUCCUUCGAACACUUAGUGUGACAGCAAAAAGUGAGUCUGAAGUUAUUGAUUUAGAUUUUCUAUCUUCACCUCCCUCACUCCUUCGGACUCUAAAUAUCCAAGGAUGUCUAAAGAAGCUGCCUCAUUGGCUUCCUCUGUUGAACAAUCUGGCCAAAAUGAGUUUGUCAUGGACCAGAUUGGAAUCUAGCCCCCUAAUUGCUCUCCAGAAUUUGCCCAAUCUCGUGGUGCUUCAUCUGAGUAGUGCCUUUAAUGGGGAAACAUUGGUUUUUGGAGAUAGAGGGUUCCCAAAGCUCAAGACCUUGUACCUCUCCGAUCUAGAAAAUCUGAGACUUCUGUUGAUGAAUGAUCAUGCAAUGCUUUGCCUUCAGAGUCUCUUUAUUGGCGGAUGCAGGCACUUGGACUGGAAAUCAUUAAUGGUUGUCAUCCGUGGCCUUGUGAACCUCAAGCAUCUCCAAUUCAGUGACAUGCCAGAAGAAUUUGCUCUUGCGUUCUAUCCGGACAACAGUAGCAGAAUGACGGAGGGUAUUCUGCAAGAGUGCUUUGAGGAGUUGAUGGAACGCAACCCAGAAGUUUACUUCAUCUGGAGGAAAGAGAAUCACUGGGAGCGGCAUGAUCUUAGCCUCGAUUCCUAUAAUAUCAUCCAGGGUAGGGUGAUGAGCCGCGUCGAGGUUCAUCCUCAAGUUUCGUAGAUCAUAGUGAUAUAUUGGCCCCAGCCAGUCCCCCCUUGGUCCAUCAUUGAUCAUCACAAGAAAGAAGAUCCUCCGGUGUUUUUAUAAUUCUUCUAUAAUCAA